AUGCCGUCCUCUUCAGCAAUCAACAGGUUACAAUCUCAUAUGGCCUCCAAUCGGAUUGUCAUUCUAUCACCGAAGGGAUCUGAACGUUCAAAGCUCGAGUUAAAUCUAGGCGAUGUCGGGACCAAAGACGAACUGCCAUAUCCAAGAGUGAGUAGAUCCCGCGGUGGACAAAUUAUCCGAGCCUCAACCGGAUCUUUGGUAAGAAAGUUGAGUUUGGCAUCAUUUACGCACCAUUUUCGAGACAGUCGAGGAUCCUGUCGCUCACCACUCGAAAAUCAUACGAUGCUUCUACUGAAAGCAGGCGAAGCAGGACCAAAGUCUCUGUACCAGUGUUUGAAGUCCGCAAAGAAAGCUUUGACGAGUGGACACCUGGCAAGGAGAAGUCGCAUAGGGAAUAAUGGGACGAAGAGGUUGUCAUUUUCACCAAGAGACAACAAUCCAGCGAGAACAGCAAAGAGCCAAAAGAGUGGUCAGGAGAGCAUCGCCGAAGGAGGACCCGAUGAUACUGCGGAGAUGUUCAACGGAGAAGAGAAGGAGGUGGCGGAAAAGCAAGAGAGUGUAGAAACACUGGUCGGCAGGAAGAAAUGA
Molecule: messenger RNA, 588 nt
Organism: Rhinocladiella mackenziei CBS 650.93
Lineage: Eukaryota; Fungi; Ascomycota; Eurotiomycetes; Chaetothyriales; Herpotrichiellaceae
Exons: 1
Coding region: 1-588 (195 amino acids)
Source: RefSeq, a predicted model, not a curated record